CCUUUUUGUCAGCCACAAUCGGCCUUUGACUGCCAGCGCACCUAAAAAAUAACACGUGGGUGCUCUAAAAGAAUGCAAAACCUUAACUGCAUGCAUAUUUUUAACAUUUUGCCCAAAUUUUUAAAAAUGCGAGUUACCUCACACAUAUCUGUGGAAAAACAUUGUGUGGGGUGUACGCAAAAUGACCGCCACGGCACAACACGUACCAAAGACAAAAUAAAAACUCUUAACACAAAAGGAGAAUCACGCAGGUUAAUUUUUCAAAAAUCAGAAGAGAGUAACAUUUAUCAAUUCAAACCCAAUUAUGUGUGUGUAAAUAGUAUCUUGCGCUUUCUACCUGUGCUCAAAAUGGAUGCCACUGUGAUGAAAAGAGACAUAUGGUACAGUUCAGGUGUGGUUUUGGCCUGCGGAAAUACAAAGAGAAAUGUCAGGAUCGCCCUUGGAUUGUCUUGCCACCAGUCCACGGUAUACCGCCACGACUCUAAUGACAUCAAGCGGUAUUAAAUAUGGAUUAAGUUUGAGUUAAGUAUCUUACGCAUUCAGCCGCAGUGAAUGUCAGGAUGACACAGCACACCCCGUGCCCAAACGAUAGCAGUCCAAAUGCGUGACAGGACGCCCACAAACCCUGAGGGACUACUUCUAUAAGUGUCAAGACCACCGAAAAGCCUGUGGAAAGAGUUGGGAGUGCUUUCAAGUAUGCCGCUUUUCUCACAAAUGAGGAAAAGUGUUUUAGAAAAUGAAUGAAUAGAGGAACUUUAACAGCAGAUCUAUUGUACCUGAUAUAGCAUAAUGGCUAAUGAUAGGAAUGAACGUAUUCAAAGAAGUUGAUGCUGAAGUUGAUGUUUAUUUGUUGAACUUAAGAGGUUCUACUAUAAUUGGGGUUUACCUGAGGCGAUGAGGGACAGGCUGAUAGAAGCGGUCAAGCUGUUCAGUAAGGGCUGCCUGCAAUAUCUUGCCGACGUGGGCCUUUUAAAAUCAAACAGACACCAUUUAAAUAUCAAAUCUUUGGCAAAAGGCUUUCAAUUGUUGAGCUACCUUGCUAUGACAUACAGCUGAGGGACCAGCACGAGAGCCAUGAACACCACGUUGACAAUUUGGCUGCCGAAAAGAAACACAGUGAAGAACAGACAAAAAUGGGGGCGGACAAACAUGCACGUACAACUUGAGCCUCUGAUUCCUGGGUAUCCAUCUGCUACUGCGGUACGCAACCAGGAUCAGCAAGUAGAGAAACAUUGCAGCAGUUGCCCAUAAUGUGAAAGCCGGGAGGAUUGUGUUGCACUCAGCAAUACGAUCCUUCCGUCGGCGCAGACGCUACUGUCACUUAGCAACAUGGAAUUUAGAACGUUUGCCUAUCACAAAAGUCUUAAGAAGCCAUAUCUGAAAAGGCACAAGAAGUCUAGUUUGGUUUCAAGCAAGCCAUUUUGGUCUAAUUUGGACACUUUCCAGACGUCCUCCAAAAAACAAACUUGUCCUUGAGAUGGUGUCCAACUGAUACUACAUUUGGACCACACAUAGAACACAGGUGUCUGAUGCUAAAUUACAAAUCAUUUUUUAUGGCGCGUACAUAGGUGGAGCACGGAAGCAAAGGUUCAUGACUGACCAUAAAACACUAAUAACUUUACUCCAAAUUUCAGCCCCUGAAGUCAGUUUUUCCAAAUGUGAACAGAGGAAUGGAUUGUGUUGCACACAACCUCCCAGCAGCUCAUGUUCUGCACGGCGGAUUUGAUUUUAAAGAUAGGGCCUUAGGUUUUGGUCUCUUAGCCAGCCAUGGCGUCGCACUGUAAGGACCACUUCUUCCGCAAGGACAAUCCCAACAACAGGAAGCGCUGUGUUGGCUAAUAUGUGUAAAAGGUCCCGUACGUACCACCCCUCCGGUGCUAUCACCUCUGGCCUAUAUUGACACACAAUGAAACAUACAGUAGCAACGCAGAGCUGUUAAAAACCCACUGGCUUCUGAUUGUGGAGCCACAAGAAUGUCCGAGAUGGCGGUCAACUACACGGGGACUUGGGACAUGGUCAGCAAUGUCAACUUUGAGGGAUACAUGAUUGCUCUUGGCAUAGAUUUUGCAACUCGCAAAGUGGCGGCCUUGCUGAAGCCUCAGAAAGUGAUCAAGCAAGAGGGCAAUCACUUCAACAUUCGAACCCUCACCAACUUCAGGAACUAUGAAAUUGCAUUUAAGGUCGGGGUGGAGUACAAAGAUGAGACUAAGGGAAUGGAUAACCGCAUAUGCCAGAGUGUGGUCAACUGGGAAAAUGACAAGCUGGUGUGUGUUCAGCGUGGAGAAAAAAGGAACAGAGGCUGGACUCAUUGGAUUCAGGAAAAUGAACUUCAUUUGGAACUUACCUGUGAAGAUCAAGUCUGCAAGCAAGUUUACAAAAGGGCACUCUGAGUUUGACAUCUGAAACGUAUUGCAUCCAAUUAAAAUUGCCAUCAGUUAGUUUUCUAAAGCUUUUUUUUUUUUUUUUUUUUUUACUUAAGUUAAAGUUAAAGUCCCAAUGAUCUUCACACACACAUCUGGGUGUGGUGAAAUUUGUCCUCUGCAUUUAACCCAUCCCCGUGUGAUUCUAAUCCAUCCCCUGGGAGAGAGGGGAGCAGUGAGCAGCAGCAGUGCCGUGUUCGGGAAUCAUUUGGUGAUCUAACCCCCCAAUUCCAACCCUUAAUGCUGAGUGCCAAGCAGGGAGGUAAUGGGUCCCAUUUGUAUAGUCUUUGGUAUGACCCGGGUUUGAAUCCACAACCUUCCAGUCUCAGGGCAGACACUCUACCACUAGGCCACUGAGCUAGUACACAAGUAGUCUGGAAAUAGAAUAUAGGAAGAACUUUCCCGAGAACAAUUCUUCCUGUAACCCUAAUAAAUGUCGAUUUGUUUCUUGGGAUUGUAGUACAAACUCCCAACACAUGGUGGUACCGUUGCAAAUAUUAAAAGAAAGGUCAUGUCAUGA
Molecule: messenger RNA, 2940 nt
Organism: Syngnathus typhle (broad-nosed pipefish)
Lineage: Eukaryota; Metazoa; Chordata; Actinopteri; Syngnathiformes; Syngnathidae
Gene: rbp7b
Product: retinol binding protein 7b, cellular
Exons: 4
Coding region: 1974-2390 (138 amino acids)
Biological process (GO): fatty acid transport
Cellular component (GO): cytosol; nucleus
Molecular function (GO): fatty acid binding
Source: RefSeq, a predicted model, not a curated record